Messenger RNA from Camelina sativa (false flax), 490 nucleotides. NCBI's taxonomy places the organism in Eukaryota, Viridiplantae, Streptophyta, Magnoliopsida, Brassicales, Brassicaceae. The record is from RefSeq and is a predicted model, not a curated record.
UAUAACUUUACCAUCCGUAAACAUCUCACAAUAGAAAAUCUCAAACACUUUCAAAGCAAAAAAUAAAAAGAAUUAGAAUUGGGUUGUUGCAGUUGCUUAAGUUAUAAGACAUGAAGUUCAUCAUUACAUUACUGGUCAUUGCUUUUGUCAUGUCGUCUCUGGCCUCGACCAAAGCAAUGGAUGUUGGAGUUUCGAGGGAAGAUGAGAAAGUGGCUUGUGUCGUGACAGAUCUUCAAGUAUGCCUACCAGCGUUAGAAACCGGAAGGCCACCAUCUACAGAAUGUUGUAGAAACUUGAAAAAACAACAGUCGUGUCUAUGUGAUUACAUGAAAAACCCAUCUAUUGAUAAGUAUCUUAAACCUGCUAGAAAAGUUUUCCAUGCUUGUGGUAUGCUUUAUCCUAGUUGUUGAAUUUUCAAAUGUUUAUAGAAUAAUUACCAAUGUUAAAAGUUGAAGUUAUCAAAAUCUUGUGUAAUAAUGUUGAUCAUUGG